AUGAACAAAAAUAUCCUCCUUUGUGCCUGUGGCGUGCUUUCUCUUACCAUCCUCGCCGGUGCUGCUGUAGGUGAUGGUAAUGGCAAAAUCUUCGAUAUAACUCACAGAAUCACUUCCAGGUUGCCAAUUUUUAACUCAAAGAACGUGCUCGGUCACUUCAUUCGGCUUGUUUCCAGCAUUAAGAAUGGAUCCUUGGCUAAUGAAUCUGAGUUUAAGUUGGGAACCCACACCGGCACCCACGUUGAUGCCCCGGGCCACUUCUACCAAAAGAAUUAUGAGCAGGGCUUUGAUGUUACUACUCUUAGCCUCCAAACACUUAAUGGUAAACUCAGAUUAUAA
Hibiscus syriacus is the source of this 339-nucleotide messenger RNA. Its product is annotated as cyclase-like protein 2. Gene Ontology annotation, molecular function: arylformamidase activity. Bases 1 to 339 code for a protein of 112 amino acids. The record is from RefSeq and is a predicted model, not a curated record. Lineage: Eukaryota; Viridiplantae; Streptophyta; Magnoliopsida; Malvales; Malvaceae. The transcript has a single exon.